AUGUCAUUCCAGCAGCUUGAAGAUGAAUCAACCAGUGAUGCAUGGGAGAGAUUUAAGGAGCUUUUGCGGAAGUGUCCACACCACGGCAUCCCGCACUGUAUACAGAUGGAGACCUUCUAUAAUGGCCUCAAUGGAGCUUCUAGAAUGGUAUUAGACGCCUCAGCCAAUGGAGCUAUUUUUUCCAAGUCUUAUAAUGAAGCUUUCAAAAUUCUAGAAAGGAUAGCCAGUAAUAAUUAUCAGUGGUCUAAUACAAGAGCUCCAGCAAGUAGAAAAGUGGCAGGGGUUCUUGAAGUAGAUGCAUUAACAACUUUGACAACCCAAAUGGCCUCCAUGACUAAUAUUCUGAAAAAUAUGAGUUUGGGGAACAACAUUAAGCCAGCUGCUGCCAUUCAAAGUGGAGACAUUUCCUGUGUAUAUUGUGGAGAUGGGCACAUGUUUGACAAUUGCUCUUCUAACCCAGCAGCAGUUUGUUAUGUGGGGAACCAGAAUUUUAACCGAAACAGUGGCCCAUACUCAAAUUCGUAUAACCCAACUUGGAGGCAGCAUCCGAAUUUGUCUUGGGGGGGUCAAGGAGCAAGUUCCAGCAACACACCAGCACCAGGAAAGCAAGCUUAUCCACCAGAUUUUUCUCAGCAGCCAAGGGCUCCACAACCGCAACACCCUCAAGGCUCCCAAUCUAAUUCUUUGGAGAGUUUAAUGAGGGAUUAUAUGGCCAAGAAUGAUGCUAUGAUACAGAGUCAGGCAGCAUCUCUUCGAAACCUUGGAAUGCAGCUGGGGCAAUUGGCCAAUGAAUUAAAAAAUAGGCCGCAAGUUUCUUUACCUAGUGACACGGAGAAUCCAAGGAGGGAUGGGAAGGAACAUUGCAAGGCUAUCAAUCUAAGGAAUGGAAAAAUUCUGGAAAAUUCUGAGGAGAAAAUAAAGGGCAGUGGGGAGCCCACUUCAAUCCAAACCGAAGGAGAAUCGAGUAACAAAACUGCCCAGGAAGUUACUGAAACUGGCCCAGUUGCUACAGCAAAGGGUCAGCAAUUUGUUUCAGUAAAUUCUGGACCUAAACCGCCCCUUCCAUUUCCUCAGAGAUUUCGGAAACAGCAACAGGAUGGUCAAUUCAGGAAGUUUCUGGAUGUGUUGAAACAGCUGCAUAUUAACAUCCCCUUGGUCGAAGCACUGGAGCAAAUGCCAAAUUAUGUUAAGUUCUUAAAGGAUAUCUUGACGGAGAAAAGGAGAUUGGGGGAGUUUGAGACUGUAGCUCUUACAGAGGGUUGCAGUGCUAUGUUGAAAAGUAAGAUCCCUCCUAAGUUGAAAGACCCUGGCAGUUUUACGAUUCCGUGUUCUAUUGGAGGUCGGGAUGUUGGAAGAGCAUUAUGUGAUUUGGGCGCGAGCAUUAACCUCAUGCCAAUGUCUAUCUUUAAGAAGCUGGGUAUUGGUGAAGCACGGCCUACGACUGUUACAUUGUAG
Messenger RNA from Humulus lupulus (European hop), 1455 nucleotides. RefSeq lists its product as uncharacterized. The coding region runs from base 1 to 1455 and encodes 484 amino acids. Lineage: Eukaryota; Viridiplantae; Streptophyta; Magnoliopsida; Rosales; Cannabaceae. The transcript has a single exon. The record is from RefSeq and is a predicted model, not a curated record.